Messenger RNA from Falco peregrinus (peregrine falcon), 5626 nucleotides. RefSeq names its product speckle type BTB/POZ protein like (gene SPOPL). Gene Ontology annotation, cellular component: cytoplasm; nucleus. Gene Ontology annotation, biological process: regulation of proteolysis; proteasome-mediated ubiquitin-dependent protein catabolic process. Gene Ontology annotation, molecular function: ubiquitin protein ligase binding. The transcript has 11 exons. The record is from RefSeq and is a predicted model, not a curated record. The coding region runs from base 321 to 1499 and encodes 392 amino acids. Lineage: Eukaryota; Metazoa; Chordata; Aves; Falconiformes; Falconidae.
CGCGGCGUGAGGCGUGACCCCUCCCUUCCCGGAAGCGCGGCGGCAGCGGCGGCAGGAGCGGCGGCAGCGGGGCCGGACGGGAGCCGCGAGGUGCCGAGCGUGAGGGAGGGGCGGGCAGCGGGUCUCGGCGCGGGCAGCGAUGUGGCUCCGCCACCGCCCGGCCUCGCCGCUUCCGCCUCCCGCCGGGCGCCGGUGACCGUCACACCUUCCUCCGCCCCGGCAGUAUGAGCCCCGCCGCGCCGCCCAGCCAGCGCCGCGCUCCGGAGAAUUACUGAAGUUUGAAUUGCUAUCUUGAUACUAUAAACCUGCAAUAAGUGGCAAUGUCAAGGGUUCCUACCCCACCUCCUCCUGGGGAGAUGUCCAGUGGACCUGUGGCUGAAAGCUGGUGUUACACACAGGUUAAAGUAGUAAAAUUUUCCUACAUGUGGACCAUUAAUAACUUCAGUUUUUGUCGAGAAGAAAUGGGUGAAGUUUUAAAGAGCUCUACCUUUUCAUCAGGGCCAAAUGACAAAAUGAAGUGGUGCCUGAGAGUGAAUCCAAAGGGAUUAGAUGAUGAAAGUAAAGAUUACCUGUCACUAUAUUUGCUUUUAGUCAGUUGUCCAAAAAGUGAAGUCAGAGCAAAAUUCAAAUUUUCCCUGCUGAAUGCAAAAAGAGAAGAAACAAAAGCAAUGGAAAGCCAAAGAGCAUAUCGAUUUGUGCAAGGCAAGGACUGGGGUUUUAAGAAAUUUAUCCGAAGAGAUUUUUUACUAGAUGAAGCUAAUGGUCUUCUACCAGAUGACAAGCUUACAUUAUUUUGUGAGGUAAGCGUGGUCCAAGACUCAGUAAAUAUAUCAGGACAGUCUAAUACAAACACUUUGAAGGUACCUGAAUGUCGACUAGCAGAAGAUUUAGGGAAUCUCUGGGAAACAACAAGAUUUACAGAUUGCAGUUUUUAUGUAGGAGGACAAGAAUUCAAAGCUCAUAAAUCUGUCCUUGCAGCACGAUCUCCGGUUUUUAAUGCAAUGUUUGAGCAUGAAAUGGAGGAAAGCAAAAAGAAUCGUGUAGAAAUAAAUGAUGUAGACCCUGAAGUUUUUAAAGAAAUGAUGAGAUUCAUUUACACAGGAAAAGCACCAAACCUUGAAAAAAUGGCUGACAAUUUGUUGGCAGCUGCAGACAAAUAUGCACUGGAACGGCUGAAGGUCAUGUGUGAGGAAGCACUGUGUAGUAACCUCUCGGUAGAAAAUGUUGCUGACAUUCUUAUCCUCGCAGAUUUGCACAGCGCUGAACAGUUAAAAGCACAAGCAAUAGACUUUAUUAACAGGUGCAGUGUUCUUAGACAACUUGGGUGUAAAGAUGGGAAAAACUGGAAUAGCAACCAAGCAACAGACAUAAUGGAAACAGCAGGUUGGAAGUCCAUGAUCCACUCCCACCCUCACUUAGUAGCAGAGGCCUUUCGCGCACUAGCAUCUGCACAGUGUCCACAGUUUGGCAUUCCACGCAAACGGCUAAAACAGUCAUGAAAUCUUCCAUGAACUUUAGAGAAAUUGAAUUGACUCUACUCCUCCAUGUCCAGAGGUGUUUUCACAAACCAUAACAAGAGUUUUUGUUAUCCUUGUCCACAGAACAGAAGCUGAAAAAGCCUAUUGUUUGCUUUUCAGAUGGAUAAUUUAUGGUUUAAUCCUCAGCUUUAAAUUAGACUGAUUACUCUAAUUCACUGAAAGGCCUUAAAUUAUCUUCAAUGACUCUCUAGUCCAUAUAGUUUAAUGUAUCUUGAUUUUUUUAUUAUUAUUUUUAAAUGUGCCUUGUCUUUUUGACUAGGCUCUGCAGGAUUGCACUAGCUCCAUAAUGCAGUAAAGUUGAUAACUGAAGAUUAAUUUUUGAAAGGGAUCUUCCAUUAUUUUCAGAAGAAAAGAAAAUGAUUAUAGUUUGGUCCUGUGCUAACUGGAAGGUUUUAACUAGCCUCUCAUUAGAAGCACUUGAACCAGAGGCACAUCAUGUACCCUAGACAAGUGCUAAAUAUAGGGAGAGCCUGUUUACCUUCAGCAGAUGCCUAUAGGCUAUUUAUGGCAAUAUACUGCUUUGAACAUAAUUUAUUUUUCAUUGUGGGGGCAAAUAUGCAAUGGUUUGGCCCAAAAAUGUAUUUUCAUUACAGUUUGUAAUGCUUAUUGUGUGUGUGUGUCAAAGCUGUCCAAAUGGUAAAAAGAAACACAGAAUAAACCUCUUGCUUGUGUUUCUUUAUGGUCCAUCAUUAGUUUACAUUUAAUGCAGAACUGACCGAGAGGUAAAGAGUUCAAUGUGAAAACAGAAUAGUGUUGUGUAUGGAAAAAAUAUAUCCCACGUGUAUGGUUUCAUAGAAAAGUAAAGGAUGCAUAGAAUGACCAAAUGUAAAUUGAAGAAAUGGGCCAAAUGGAUUCUGAAUAUGCACUUUUAACGUGUAACUUUUGUAUGUUGUGUGGUACAUAUAUAUUUUGCUUUUGAUGAUAAUGAGGUACAGGUAAUUGUGGCUUAACUUUUUAGAUACAUUUUAAGAUGCCCACAGCCACAUGGGAUUUAGUUUUGUUAGAAAGAAAGGCAUGUCUUUUUAAGACUCAAUUGAAGGUGGCUAUUGCAAGCUUUCAUAUUUAACUAACAGAAUAUUUUUCGCUUAUUUGAAAAAGGCAUGUGAAUGGUAAAGUUUUGAAGGGAUUUUUUUCCCAUCUUGACGGAUGUGCACAGCUUCCAUUAACACCUAAGGAGGUUAUGUGCACAUCAAGAGGAAUAUUUCCCCAAAAUGUCAGAUGGUAUUUGCAAGCAGAGACUUGCUCAGUCUUGCAUUUCAGUUAUUGUGCUAGCAUUGUGGAUGGUAUUGAAAUUCUGCAUAAUGUGAAAAGGAUGAAACAUUUGUAAACUGCUUGUCAUGGGCCAGUUCCUUAUUAUAUAAAUCUUAGCUUUAAUAUCAACAUCCUCAGUGUUUGAUAGCUUUGUUUACAAUUGGGAGGAAAAUUCUGCAGUAGUGCACACUCUAAAUGUUUCCUGAGUUAUUGCAUUGAGUUUACUGUAAUAGUGAUAAUAUGCUAUAUUUCUUUUCUGGGAAGACUUGGGUUUAGCAGUGGGGAAUGGGAGGAGAUCUCACCUAAUUUAUAAACAUAUUUGCAUAAGGGUUUUAGUUUCCCUAUUAAAAGGAGUUAUGCAGGGAGGAGAGAGGAAGAAUUUCAGAUUUACCAUCUUAAAAAUCUAUCUCCAUCCUCAUUUCAUUAAGAUUCACCUAAAUUUGCGCUGAACAAAAUUUUUAGAGGAAAGAGUGUAUAGUUUUAUACUUUGGCAUCUAGUAAACCAUUAGCAAAGAUAAAUUGGAAAAAACGCCCGGUCCAAGUUUGAAGAAUAAAGUAACCUCUAAAUGUGCAUUUUCUUCUUACCUUCUAACUAAAUCUUUGAUGGAUAAAGUGUAAAAUCAGAAACUUUAAUAGUAUGUAAGGCAUCAAAUUAUAUAUUUACAAAGAUUUAUCCUUUUAUCAAUUUUUAAAUAUUUAUCUAAAAUAAGGUCUCGUAAGCAUUCUUCACAAUAAGAUGUAAAGAUAAUUGUUCCCUCCAAAAUAGUGAUGUUUUUGCUGCACUGUGUAAUGCGUUAGAACUAUAUAUCCUCAUACUUAUCACUGGUAAAACUUGCAGCUCUGACAUACGAAGUGACUUGAAUAUUUAAUGCUGUAAUGAUUGUCCAGUUCAGCUUGUUCUAAAGUAACAACAUACAGUAGUCAAAUGGAAAGCUUAGACUUCCAUGAAAACUUUUCUUUUAGAAGCUUAAUAGCACACUUUGUACCAAAAAAUGUCAGACACUGUGCUGUACUAUUGUCUUCAUCAUAGAGUGUCCACUUCUCAAGUCAGGCAGUGUAUACCAUGCAUUAACAGGAAAAAAACCCCACCAACCCAACAAGAAUGACAAUUGAUUUGUUUAGAUUUGAUUUUAUUUAUUAUGUAUGUUUUCAAGGUUUGUCAGCUCUUAAGAAAAAGGUAAAAUGGUUGCCAUAUUCUUAAGUGAGUGCACUAAUUUAUUCACUGCUUCUAUUCUUUAAUAACUACAUGCAGUGUUCUCACUGGAACAGGAUAGCUGGUAAUUGCAACCUUCUCCUUUGGAUUCAGUAGCUUUUUUUAUUCUCCACAUCUCAAGAGCUUGCCCUUUAAACCUCAGUUGCCAGUUCUAAGUGCAGCAGAUAUAAGACUAUCUCAUACAACGGACAGGUUUUUUUUCAGGCUGAAAUCUUAGCGGGGGUUUCUUAGUUUUCUAUACAGAUUAGGAAUAUAAUGUAUGAAGGUGCCAUGUUUUGGCUUGCCAACACUACUCCCUCAGAUACGUGUGAACCACCGCUUCCAUACUUCUCUGGGGAGAACCCUGCAUGUGUCCUGUGUGUGCGUGCGCGUGUGUAUGACUGUGUGGUGUUUUUUGUCAAGAAUGACUUUGACUUUCUAAAAAUAAGGACUCAAAUUUGCUGUUAAAAUGCUACUAUGUAUUAUAUAUAUAUAUCUUAUUUUUUUUUCCCGUUUGAACCUCUCCUAAGGAGAUACUUUGGGUGGAAGAUGCUUCAAUAAAUCCUUAUCUCCUAGUCCAUUUACUGCAUGCAGAAGUAUGAACACAUUGUGCCUUUUAGGAAACUGUUGUAGUGAUGAAGAGAAGAUUUAACAGGAUACAAGAUCUUUUUAAAAGGGAUUUUUAAAGGUGAAGGAGAAUGCUAUUUGAUACACAGUUGAGAUGGAAAAGUUACAAAUUACCCAUGUGAGCUCUCUUGCAUGUUGAUUCUUGCUUCCUAAAUUCAGUUUCACUGAGGUAAAAACUACACACAAAAUAAGCAUUACAGAUACAAGUUAAGUAAUGGUAUAUUUUUGUGAAAAUGUGAAAAUAUUUGCUGUUACAAAAUAAGUGUAUGUCAAAAUGUGAUAAUCAUGGACACAAAGUUAGUUUUACAAGUUACUCUAGUUCUGAUGUUUUUCUAAACGUUGAGUACUUAGUAUAAAAUUCACCUUUGCACAGAAGGUCAGUAGAAGAUCUACAUGGAGAUUAUGUUCCUUUUAAAUGCUCGUGGUAAGAUUUCUCCCUUGGGAGAAUAAAACUAUGUGCAGUAUUUGAAACUGUGUUUCAUAAAAGACAGUGAAUUGCAAAUGUGAGGUAUUGCUACCUGAAAUAUUGUUGAAUUUUACAGUUGGUUAAAAUUUCUAAGCUUAAUUGAUUUAUUUUUUUGUAAUUGACAAGUGGAAUGUUAACUGUCCUCUUUGUCUGGUGUUGAUAGCAUAUUUAGUGCAGAGUUUAGCUCCUUAGCUAACAAGAUACUGACUUAAUCUCAUAACCUGGCUUCUGCUUACAGUAAAUGGACUACGUUUGUAAAGGGAAUUCACUAUUUCAAGUGUUUUGCAAGGAACUUCACUGUAUUUGUAACCUGGUUUUUGAAGGCUUAAGAUCAAUGAGUCCUAUUUUAGAAAUUAAACCAGUGAAAUAACUUAGACCUGUUUUGGGGUGGAAAUGAUUAAAGAGAAUUCAGAUAUGUAAACAGUUGUAUCAAACCAUCCAGCCUUUUUUAUCAGCUGAUGUUAAUGGUGAAAUACUUUUUGUACCUUGUUGCUGAAAAUAUUUUUGCAUUUCAGCACAUCAAGUUACAAUAAAGUUGUUACUUAUACAGAA